GUGUGUAGUUCCGGCAGAAGCGGACAUCUUGUGGAACUGCAGAGAAGACAAGACAGCGAGAGAGGGACAGGACGGAGGAGCUGGAGCAGCACAAACGUCAGAUAGCUAGCUAGGUGGUCAGAGCAUACGGAUAUAAUACCGGUGAUCGUUGGACCGCUUCGAUCACCGUUGACUGAGUCACUCAGGGUGAACGCGUGGUAGUUAUUUAGAUAGCAAGUUAUUUGGUUUUUAUUUACCUGGCGAUUUCAACUCGGAACAGACUACCCCGGGUAACCCACAGAAAGAGAGAAUGGCGCUGAAGCGAAUUCAUAAGGAGCUCAACGAUUUGGCACGUGACCCACCAGCACAAUGUUCCGCAGGGCCAGUGGGAGAUGACAUGUUUCACUGGCAGGCCACGAUCAUGGGACCUAACGACAGUCCAUAUCAGGGUGGCGUUUUCUUCUUGACAAUUCACUUCCCCACAGACUACCCUUUCAAACCACCCAAGGUUGCGUUUACCACAAGAAUUUAUCACCCUAAUAUUAACAGUAAUGGCAGCAUCUGUCUCGAUAUUCUAAGAUCACAGUGGUCGCCUGCAUUAACUAUUUCUAAAGUUCUUUUGUCCAUUUGUUCACUGUUAUGUGAUCCAAACCCAGAUGACCCUCUAGUGCCAGAGAUUGCACGCAUCUACAAAACAGAUAACGAAAAAUAUAGUAGACUAGCACGGGAGUGGACAGAGAAGUAUGCGAUGCUUUAGGGUACAACAGAAUAGCGCGGGAAUGGACUCAGAAGUACGCAAUGUGAUGCCACCUCGCCGAAGUCAGAACAACCCGUAUUAUAGCUGGAAUAAACUUUAAAUUACUGGUUUUGUUUUUUUUUUUCUUUUUUUUUUUUUUUUCCUUAUUUGGCUGCUCCCCUGUAUCAAACCAUAUCUAGGCGUUUCUUUUUUUAUUAUUUUUAUUUUUUGCCCCACAUUCAUUCACGUGCUCUUGCAAGAAGAUGGUGCCUCCGGCCCAGGCAAGACCAGGCUUUCUUGAGUUUUUAAUGUAAUUUUCCCAUUGAGAAAAAAAAAAAAUCAACCACCCACGGUUCUUUAUGGAAACUCAGUAGAGCAUGUGGCCAUAACAGGCCAACACAUCACCCCAGCCACUUGGUUAUGAGGCUUUAAAGAACCAAACCGACGACAGUGUUCCUCAUCGCUCUAACACGUGCUGAAGAUGCCAACGAAACAAGGAUGCUCCACGCGCUACCAGCCCCAUCUCGCAAGGAUCACCUCAUUGCUGGGACAGCAUCCAUUUUCUUUUGUAAGCUUUUUCCCAAUAAAGUUAGAGACCUUGAGGUCUGUUGAAAUGUAUUUUCUGCUCAUAACUGACCACCUGGACGGUGAACUGCUGUAGAGUAUAAGCAUCAGCAGCGAGGAAGUAAAAGAAAAAAAAAUGUAAAAAUGAAAUAAAAAAAGAAUAAAAUAUAAUGCUGUAUUUUAUGCAUGUUAAUAAAGGAAAAACGUUUAUGUUCUGCAGAUGAUGCAAAUUUGGAGGAUGAGAUGGGAAGGGUAGGGUGGGGUGAACUCGGUCCCCUUUUUAGGUUUUUUUUUUUGUAUUUUUUCCCCCGUUUUUAGAAAUUGGGAGCUAUUAGUUAAUCCAUCUUCCAGAACACUGUUUUCUUGUAGCACUGAAGAAAAAAAAGAUGCAAAGUUCUCAAUGGAUGACUGAUCAACUAAUAGCUCUGCUAGUUAUUGAUUUUUUUUCUUUCUUUCUUCCCCCUCCCCCCCCUCAAUAAAGUUGCAUAAACCAAUACUUGGUAGCCUGGUGCAAUUUGUAUAAAGCUGUCUUUUUGUAUGUGGCUGUAUUCACUGUAAUGAUAAUAAAAGCGGUGGGCCUUGGGACUACA
Messenger RNA from Anguilla rostrata (American eel), 1869 nucleotides. Its product is annotated as ubiquitin-conjugating enzyme E2 D2-like. The transcript is spliced from 8 exons. The record is from RefSeq and is a predicted model, not a curated record. Lineage: Eukaryota; Metazoa; Chordata; Actinopteri; Anguilliformes; Anguillidae. Gene Ontology annotation, molecular function: ubiquitin conjugating enzyme activity. Gene Ontology annotation, cellular component: nucleus. Gene Ontology annotation, biological process: protein K48-linked ubiquitination. The coding region runs from base 290 to 736 and encodes 148 amino acids.